Messenger RNA from Uranotaenia lowii, 2638 nucleotides. RefSeq names its product probable Dol-P-Man:Man(7)GlcNAc(2)-PP-Dol alpha-1,6-mannosyltransferase (gene Alg12). Lineage: Eukaryota; Metazoa; Arthropoda; Insecta; Diptera; Culicidae. Gene Ontology annotation, biological process: protein N-linked glycosylation. The record is from RefSeq and is a predicted model, not a curated record. Gene Ontology annotation, molecular function: alpha-1,6-mannosyltransferase activity. The coding region runs from base 385 to 2478 and encodes 697 amino acids. Gene Ontology annotation, cellular component: endoplasmic reticulum membrane. The transcript has 7 exons.
GUAUCAUCAUCAUCUCAAUUCGAUCUCUGUGAUAUACCCUAUUCGUCUUGCCAGCUUUUUCGAGACAGAUAUUUUUGUUCAUUUUUGGUUAUUUUUGGUUGCACGCAUUUUCAUUGACCAACAGAAAAUGGUUUACGAUUGCUUCUAAUCGGGAGCCUUAUUUCGGAGGCAGGCGCUGUUGGCCGAUGGCGUAAUUUGUGGUGACGUUACCGCGAGCCGCACAACUGCAACUAUCGCUCUCAUCGUAAGAAAACGCCGAAAAUAGUCAGCCGGUAUUCUCAUAAAUGCUCAACCAUAAUUUUGAUAAAUCACAAAAGACAUAUUUUUGGUUCGUAGGUUAAGAGUCUUUCUAUUGGUUCUAUCGUUAAUCGCAAUCGUGUGACAAUGACCUUGCUAGUGUUUUUAAUUGCUGCUGCCCACUGCGUGUAUACGCCUUUUACGAAAGUAGAGGAGAGCUUCAAUCUGCAGGCUAUCCAUGACCUUUUAUACCAUAGGCUCAAUUUCUCCCAAUAUGAUCAUCUCGAGUUUCCCGGUGUGGUGCCGAGAUCGUUUCUAGGCCCACUGUUUGUAUCAUUUCUGGUUUCUCCGGUGGCAGCGGCGCUCGAAUUUCUGGAAGUUAAUAAGUUUUGGAUGCAAUAUGUCGUCCGAUUCGCGCUUGCCGCCACGGUUGUAUUCGCCUGGAACAAGCUCCGCAUCACCAUCCACCGGCGACUGGGUGCGGCCGUCUCGCUCUGGUACAUCCUGAUCACCUUCACCCAGUUUCACUUCAUGUUCUACAUGAGCCGGCCGCUGCCUAACAUCAUGGCCCUGCCGCUGGUGUUGCUGGCCAUCAACUACUGGAUGGUUCGAAGCACUCGGCUGUUUAUUAUUUGUUCGGGAGCUUCUAUCGUCAUAUUCAGGGCUGAGCUGGCCAUUUUAUUGGGGCUAUAUUUGCUGUUCGACAUCUACUAUCAGAGGGUCAAGUUGGACGAAGUUUUGAAAACGGUUAUCACUGUUGGGAUAUUUUUGGUCGUUUUGACCGUUGUUGUGGAUUCGUUUUUCUGGCAACGGCUGCUCUGGCCGGAAGCGGAAGUGUUUUGGUUCAAUACGAUUUUAAACAAGAGCUCCGAGUGGGGCACUUCGCCCUUUCUGUGGUAUCUCUACUCGGCUUUACCUCGUGCCAUGGGACUUUCGCUAGUGUUCGUCCCAUUUGGGCUGGUACUGGAGAGUCGCAUCCGAUCAUUGGUCGUACCACCGGUGGUAUUUGUACUGAUGUUUUCGCUGUUACCGCACAAGGAACUUCGCUUCAUAAUCUACGUGUUUCCGCUGUUCAAUGUGGCGGCUGCCUGUGCCUGUAAUAGGAUAUGGAUCAACCGACAAAAGACAAUCUUCCACAAGUUCCUAGCGUUUGUUGCGGCCGGGCAUCUGUUCGGCAAUGCGUUCCUCACCAUGUUCUUGUUGCUGGUGGCAGGAACCAACUACCCUGGCGGUGUUGCCAUUUCCAGAUUCCAUCGGCUAGCCGCAGGGGAAUCUGGCAUUUCUGUACAUAUCGACAAUCUGGCUGCUCAAAGUGGAGUUUCGCGGUUUUCUCAAAUCAACUCCGAUUGGAUUUACAGCAAAGAGGAAAACCUUUUCCCGGGCAACGAUCGGCUGCAUCGAUUCGAUUUCCUUAUAACGGAGGCGCGAGACAAAUAUUCGGACGAAAUGAAGCUGCUGUACCAAACGCACGAUAUCCUGGAGUUCGUCGAGUGCUUCAACAGCAUCGGGCUGCAGUACAAAUCGAUUUUGCCGGUCAAAAUCAAAACAAAACCUUGCAUUUUCAUCAUGCAACGGAGAGUUGGUUUGGACAAGAACCGAAUCCGGUUGAACUUUGAUGAGAUUUUGGAAACUACUACGAUCGGCGGCAGUGGAGCCUUCGGUGAUCCGGAGUUUCCUACGUUCGAGAUUGAGAAACCCAUAGACCAAGGACAGUUCGAUGAUGAUGUGGACUUUGAGGAUGAGGUUGAAGAAAACGGUGAAGAUGAUCAGGAUGAUGAAGACGAUGAAUAUGAGUAUGACGAAGAAGAUACGGAACCACAAGAAUCAAACGAUACCGAAGAAAAGGAAGCAAAAAUUAUCCCAACAGAAUCUCUAAACAAAGCGAGCCAACAGCAAGGAAAACCUUUAAAAGUAGGUUCGAGGCAGCGAAUCCGGCAAAUCCUUGAGGAAAAUGCCCAUCUUCUCCAGGAAGAUGAUCGACAUGAAACAAAGGAGCAAAAGCGCGCCAAGGUAACGUCCCUGCUUCAAAAGGCUACCUCGUCUUCGAAGCUUCGAACGGCUCAGAAAAUUGUCAAAGAAGAACGGCUUAAGCAGUUGACCAGUGAUCUGUCCAAGCUCGAUUUCAACCAGCUGUGCAAUCUGGAUCGAAUGUCCACUCGGGAGUGUUUGAAUAAAAUUAUCAAUGAUCAAGUGAUGGGAGAUGAUGAUGAUGAUGGCGAAAGAGAUGAGGGUGAACUGUAGAUUUGGCUGAGGAAACAGGAGCUGUGAAAAUACGCUAAACAUCGAAAGAAACCUUACAAUUGGUAUUAAGUUAAAACAGAGAAUUUACUUAAUUCAAAAUUUUUCCAAGAAAGACAAAAAGAGCAAGCUGCAAUUGUGUAAAACGGAGUUGGGAUGUGAA